CCGAGGGCGCCUGACCCCUUUCCCUCCCGAGGACGCCCCGGGCCUGAGGCUCCGGGGACCCGGCGCCCGCCGCCCGCGGGGUCGGGUUCGCGCAGGCCGGCCGGGGCCCCCGCUGGGGUCGGGGAGGCGCCGGGCCCCGCGCCGCCCGCCGCCCAUGAGCAGGAUGCGGCUGCUGCCGCUCGCGCUGCUCUUCUCCUGCUCCUUUGCCCGCGCCGCCUGCGACCCCAAGAUCGUCAACAUCGGCGCGGUGCUGAGCACGCGGAAGCACGAGCAGGUGUUCCGCGAGGCCGUGAACCAGGCCAACAAGCGGCACGGCGCCUGGAAGAUCCAGCUCAACGCCACGUCCGUCACCCACAAGCCCAACGCCAUCCAGAUGGCCCUGUCCGUGUGCGAGGACCUCAUCUCCAGCCAGGUCUACGCCAUCCUCGUCAGCCACCCUCCGACCCCCAACGAGCACUUCACGCCCACGCCCGUGUCCUACACCGCCGGCUUCUACCGCAUCCCCGUGCUGGGGCUCACCACCCGCAUGUCCAUCUACUCGGACAAGAGCAUCCACCUGAGCUUCCUGCGCACAGUGCCGCCCUACUCCCACCAGUCCAGCGUGUGGUUCGAGAUGAUGCGCGUCUACAGCUGGAACCACAUCAUCCUGCUGGUCAGCGAUGACCACGAGGGCCGGGCCGCGCAGAAGCGGCUGGAGACGCUGCUGGAGGAGCGCGAGUCCAAGAGUAAAAAAAGGAACUAUGACAACCUCGACCAACUGUCCUAUGACAACAAGCGCGGACCCAAGGCAGAGAAGGUGCUGCAGUUCGACCCGGGGACCAAGAACGUGACGGCCCUGCUGAUGGAGGCGCGGGAGCUGGAGGCCCGGGUCAUCAUCCUCUCGGCCAGCGAGGACGACGCCGCCACCGUGUACCGCGCCGCCGCGAUGCUCAACAUGACGGGGUCGGGGUACGUGUGGCUGGUGGGGGAGCGCGAGAUCUCCGGGAACGCCCUGCGCUACGCCCCGGACGGCAUCAUCGGGCUGCAGCUCAUCAACGGCAAGAACGAGUCGGCCCACAUCAGCGACGCGGUGGGCGUGGUGGCCCAGGCUGUGCACGAGCUCCUGGAGAAGGAGAACAUCACCGACCCGCCGCGGGGCUGCGUGGGCAACACCAACAUCUGGAAAACCGGGCCGCUCUUCAAGAGGGUGCUGAUGUCUUCCAAGUACGCGGAAGGGGUGACUGGCCGCGUGGAGUUCAAUGAGGACGGCGACCGGAAGUUCGCCAACUAUAGCAUCAUGAACCUGCAGAACCGCAAGCUGGUGCAAGUGGGCAUCUACAACGGCACCCACGUCAUCCCCAACGACCGGAAGAUCAUCUGGCCAGGCGGGGAGACGGAGAAACCGCGAGGCUACCAGAUGUCCACCAGGCUGAAGAUCGUGACCAUCCACCAGGAGCCCUUCGUGUACGUCAAGCCCACGAUGAGCGACGGCACGUGCAAGGAGGAGUCCACAGUCAACGGGGAUCCUAUCAAGAAAGUGAUCUGCACGGGGCCCAACGACACCUCGCCGGGCAGCCCGCGUCACACCGUGCCUCAGUGCUGCUACGGCUUCUGCAUCGACCUGCUCAUCAAGCUUGCGCGGACCAUGAACUUCACCUACGAGGUGCACCUGGUGGCCGACGGCAAGUUCGGCACGCAGGAGCGGGUGAACAACAGCAACAAGAAGGAGUGGAACGGGAUGAUGGGCGAGCUGCUCAGCGGCCAGGCGGACAUGAUCGUGGCCCCACUGACCAUCAACAACGAGCGUGCCCAGUACAUCGAGUUCUCCAAGCCCUUCAAGUACCAAGGCCUGACCAUCCUGGUCAAGAAGGAGAUCCCGCGGAGCACGCUGGACUCGUUCAUGCAGCCGUUCCAGAGCACGCUGUGGCUGCUGGUGGGGCUGUCGGUGCACGUGGUGGCCGUGAUGCUGUACCUGCUGGACCGCUUCAGUCCCUUCGGCCGGUUCAAGGUGAACAGCGAGGAGGAGGAGGAGGACGCGCUGACCCUGUCUUCCGCCAUGUGGUUCUCCUGGGGCGUGCUGCUCAACUCGGGCAUCGGGGAAGGCGCCCCCCGCAGCUUCUCGGCGCGAAUCCUGGGCAUGGUGUGGGCCGGCUUCGCCAUGAUCAUCGUGGCCUCCUACACCGCCAACCUGGCGGCCUUCCUGGUCCUGGACCGGCCUGAGGAGCGCAUCACCGGCAUCAACGACCCGCGGUUGAGGAACCCCUCCGACAAGUUCAUCUACGCGACGGUGAAGCAGAGCUCAGUGGACAUCUACUUCCGGCGGCAGGUGGAGCUGAGCACCAUGUACCGCCACAUGGAGAAGCACAACUACGAGAGCGCGGCCGAGGCCAUCCAGGCCGUGCGGGACAACAAGCUGCACGCCUUCAUCUGGGACUCGGCGGUGCUAGAGUUCGAGGCCUCGCAAAAGUGCGACCUGGUGACCACGGGCGAGCUGUUCUUCCGCUCCGGCUUCGGCAUCGGCAUGCGCAAGGACAGCCCCUGGAAGCAGAACGUGUCCCUGUCCAUCCUCAAGUCCCAUGAGAACGGCUUCAUGGAAGACCUGGACAAGACUUGGGUGCGGUACCAGGAGUGUGACUCGCGCAGCAACGCCCCUGCUACCCUCACCUUCGAGAACAUGGCAGGCGUCUUCAUGCUCGUGGCCGGCGGCAUCGUGGCCGGGAUCUUCCUCAUCUUCAUCGAGAUCGCCUACAAGCGGCACAAGGACGCGCGCCGGAAGCAGAUGCAGCUGGCCUUCGCCGCGGUGAACGUGUGGAGGAAGAACCUGCAGGAUAGAAAGAGUGGUAGAGCAGAGCCCGACCCUAAAAAGAAAGCCACUUUUAGGGCUAUCACCUCCACCCUGGCUUCCAGCUUCAAGAGACGUAGGUCCUCCAAAGACACGAGCACCGGGGGUGGACGCGGCGCUUUGCAAAACCAAAAAGACACAGUGCUGCCGCGACGCGCUAUUGAGAGGGAGGAGGGCCAGCUGCAGAUGUGUGCCCGUCAUAGGGAGAGCUGAGACGCCCCUCCCCCGCAGACAGACAGACAGACGGACGGGACCGCGGCCUGGCCCACGCAGAGUCCCGGAGCACGACGGGGUCAGGGGGAGGAGCGCCUCAGCCUCCCCCAGGCCGCGCCCGCCUGCCCGCCGGCCGGCCGGCUGGCCCACCCGCCCAGGCCCCGCGCGUGCCCCCGAGCGCCGGCUAACGGGCCGCCUUGUCUGUGUAUUUCUAUUUUGCAGCAGUACCAUCCCACUGAUAUCACGGGCCCGCUCAACCUCUCAGAUCCCUCGGUCAGCACCGUGGUGUGAGCCCCCGGAGGCGCCCACCUGCCCCGUUAGCCCGGCCGAGGACACUGAUGGGUCCUGCUGCUCGGGAAGGCCUGAGGGAAGCCCGCCCGCCCGAGACUGCCCACCCCGGCCUCCUGCCCGUCCGUCCGCCCUGCUGCCCGGCGGGCAGCCCUGCUGGACCCAGACGCGCCAGAGCCGAGCUGGCUGGGCAGGGCCGUGGGGUGCUCCGGCAGAGGCAGGGCUGGGUCUCUGAGCAGGGAGAGGGGCGAACCUGGCCCCAGGCAGAGAGGCUGGGAGCAGAGACUGAGCCCCCUUCUUCCUGGGCCACACCCAGAGCCCCAGUGUGGGGCCUGUGGCCCCUGGCGGCUCCUAGCAGCCUGGCUCCCCCCUCUCCUCUUCUGACCUCCCCUUCUCCCCAUGACCCCUUUUGCCGACCGGCCCUGCCCUUCCUUGACUGCAGACCCUGACUCCCCAGCGGCAGCCUUCCCAGGGGCUCCCUGGGGCUCCCGCUCGCUCGCUCCGACCUGCUCCUCCAGACUGACUGCGCCUCCCUCCGCCGCUCCGGCCAGCAGCCCCGGACGGCUCCCCACCGCUGGCUGCGGCUACCCUCCACCCUGCCCGCCACCUGUACAGGCCCAGCCGCCGUGUCCGGUGCGCGCGCGCGGUCCCCGCAGCCUGAGCGCGAUGCGCGCUGACCCUCCCCGAGCCCGGAGCGCCGCGCGCCGCUCCGGCCAGUGUGUGCCAUGGUGAUGCCUAAAAGAAUGUACAACAGCU
Molecule: messenger RNA, 4078 nt
Organism: Pipistrellus kuhlii (Kuhl's pipistrelle)
Lineage: Eukaryota; Metazoa; Chordata; Mammalia; Chiroptera; Vespertilionidae
Gene: GRIN1
Product: glutamate ionotropic receptor NMDA type subunit 1
Exons: 21
Coding region: 155-3034 (959 amino acids)
Biological process (GO): regulation of membrane potential; chemical synaptic transmission; ionotropic glutamate receptor signaling pathway
Cellular component (GO): synapse; plasma membrane; NMDA selective glutamate receptor complex
Molecular function (GO): NMDA glutamate receptor activity
Source: RefSeq, a predicted model, not a curated record